CGAUGAUAAGGCUGUUUCUGUCGAAGAAAGAGGAUAACGGGAAAUCAAGAAAUCUUGAUAGAGGGAAAACCCAUGGCGUGUGUAUCAUCUGUGUGUACAAGAUUCGGAGCACAGAGUACAACUGCUUCACUCCCUUUUCUCAAUGCUUCACGACCAACAAGAAGCAAUCUUUCCCUAAAACCAGCUUCUGCUGCCGCUAAUUCUUCGAAUUCAACUGGGCUUCUUCACUGUUCCUUCGUAUCUUCUUCACUUUCUCUAUCAUCUUCAUCUUCAACAUUCGCAGGUUUGUCACUGGGAUGGGACUUUAACUCUAGGAGUGGGAUCGAACCAGAGAAACGGCGUGGUUUGGUGGUGAAGGCCGGGAAAAAGUUUCAACUUGCUCAAACAAAGAGGAACAGGUCUCGGAAAUCUUUAGCUCGGACUCAUGGUUUUCGUUUAAGAAUGAGGACUACUAGUGGACGAGCCGUGUUGAGGCGCAGGCGAGAAAAGGGCCGAUGGAUACUCUGCACCAAAUCUAACCCGAGUAGUGGAAAACGUGCUUGAAAGAGUGAGUUGCUAUGUUAGGUCAGCCACGACCGACCUUUUUCAUGUUCGUUGUUCAAUUCUUGUAAUCUUGGUUUAAUUUCGAGCUAUUUCAACGUGUUGAUAUAUGUUCUGUGACCAUUUAAUCAUGCAAUAUAUCUUCCGAAGUUAUGACUUUCAAA
Cynara cardunculus var. scolymus (artichoke) is the source of this 704-nucleotide messenger RNA. RefSeq names its product 50S ribosomal protein L34, chloroplastic. The transcript is spliced from 2 exons. The record is from RefSeq and is a predicted model, not a curated record. Gene Ontology annotation, molecular function: structural constituent of ribosome. Gene Ontology annotation, cellular component: mitochondrial large ribosomal subunit; ribosome. Bases 73 to 543 code for a protein of 156 amino acids. Gene Ontology annotation, biological process: translation. NCBI's taxonomy places the organism in Eukaryota, Viridiplantae, Streptophyta, Magnoliopsida, Asterales, Asteraceae.